AUUCAAGUACCUACAUGGGCCCCUGCCUGAGACCUAGACCACCGGGGUCGGAUCAUCGACCAAGUGGCCUUGCAGGCGGCCAGCGCGAGGCGAGAGUGGGUGAGAGACCCGCUCGCCAACGCAGUCUUGCUCAGGGCUUUUUUGGAUGGAGAAGCAUGAUUCUGUUGUCCCGGAAUUAAAGUUAGCUAACUCACUCACAGUCACUAGUCAAGAAUACUCCACGCAGUUGUUCCUUAUGCGCUGUUCCAUGCAUGCAUGACGGUGUUGUCAGCAGACAUCAUGAUUGUUCAUUUUCAGAUGAAAACUCUCAUAUAUAAUAGACAUCUCGCUCCGGUUUUGGU
Molecule: messenger RNA, 341 nt
Organism: Aspergillus pseudonomiae
Lineage: Eukaryota; Fungi; Ascomycota; Eurotiomycetes; Eurotiales; Aspergillaceae
Exons: 1
Coding region: 15-179 (54 amino acids)
Source: RefSeq, a predicted model, not a curated record